CAUGGCGAUGCAGCAAAUAAACAGGUUAAGUUACAAAUUUGCAUGAUUGCAAUAGAAAUAUUAAAUGAAAGCAGUGAUAGCUCAUCUGAAGAAGACGAAUUAUUAGAAUUAACUAAUUCAACAAUUUAUCGACCACGUGUAAGAAAUUAUAUUGAUGUAGUACAUCAGUAUUCAGAUAUGGAAUUUAAAGCUCAUUUUCGGAUGUCGCGUGAAGUAUUUAAUUAUUUAUUAAAUAUAAUUAGCCCUAGACUGAAAAGAAAAUCGAAGAGAUACGGCCGACAAACGAUUUCUCCUGAAUUACAAUUAUUGAUAUCAAUAUGGACUAUGGCAACGCCAGAUUCAUACAGAUCUGUUUGUGAUCGAUUUGACGUUGGCCGGGCAACUGCUUGGCGUAGUGUUAAAAAAGUCUGUUCAGCACUUAAUGCUUUGGCAUCUCAAUUUAUUAAGUGGCCAAAUAGGGAGGAAGCUGAACACACAUGGACAAAUAUUAAAACUAAACACAAAUUUCCAAAAAUAAUUGGGGCCAUCGACGGCACUCAUAUAAGAAUUACUAAACCCAAAGAGCACGAUGAGAGUUACAUUAAUCGGAAAGGUUACUAUUCGAUACAACUGCAAAUUAUAUGUGAUUCUACUUUGAAAUUUAUACACUGUUAUGCAGGACAACCCGGAUCUGUACAUGAUAUGCGUGUAUUCAGAUUGAGUGGUUUUCAAGAAAUGUGCACAGAAAAUUAUUUCCCUGAGGAUAGCUAUAUACUAGGAGAUGCUGCAUAUGCUAUCCAAAAACAUGUCAUGGUACCUUAUAAAAAUAAUGGUCAUUUGACAGAACAACAAAUCAAUUUCAAUAGUUGCUUAUCUGUAGUUCGCGUCAUGGUAGAGAGAAGUAUUGCUUUAUUAAAAGGACGAUUCCGUAGUUUGUUAGAUAAAUUACACAUGAAACGGACAGAUUUGAUCGCAAAAUAUAUUAUUGCCUGUUGCGUACUUCAUAAUAUUUGUAUUUUACAUAGAGACUUAAUGGAUGACUUGAUAGUUGUACUAGAAGAAAAUCAGAAUCAAAUUAAUAGAGAUGAACUGAAUGUACAAAAUAAUGAAGAUAGACAAGAAGGAAUUGAAAAAAGAAUUGCGAUAACAUAUGCAUUAAAAAAUGGACAAAUUUAA
Molecule: messenger RNA, 1155 nt
Organism: Trachymyrmex cornetzi
Lineage: Eukaryota; Metazoa; Arthropoda; Insecta; Hymenoptera; Formicidae
Product: putative nuclease HARBI1
Exons: 4
Source: RefSeq, a predicted model, not a curated record